This is a messenger RNA of Symbiodinium sp. CCMP2592, 474 nucleotides long. NCBI's taxonomy places the organism in Eukaryota, Dinophyceae, Suessiales, Symbiodiniaceae. The record is from the annotation of a GenBank genome assembly.
AUGGCUGCUUUCUUUCUGACUGGCCUGGUUGAUGACAGCGUUGACAACGAAGACAGUGUUUCUGAGGAGUUUCACACACCGCAGAAGGGUCCAGGUGCCCAGCUGCCUGUGGACAGCCCGCAAUCUCAGGCCAACCAGAAGGGGAAAAAGAGCAGCAACAGGAAGCCCAGAGGCAAAGACAAGACCCUGCGUGCACGCAGGGGCACCGGGGAGUCUUUUGCUGGACGGCACUCACCCAAGCACGGCGUGAAGGCUCGACUCUUCCAUAGCAUCAAGGACACCUACUGGCUUUUGCGGUCGGAGUUUCCAGACAAACAGCUUCAACAGGCUGAUUUCUGGAAGUUGGUUCAGGACUUGGUCAGGAAGGAGAAGGAGUUCCUGUUGGCGAAUCCAAAAGCAGGCCCGGCAUCGGAUCCAGAAGACAUAGUGGCACGAGCUGGGGCAAUGACCCGGCAGCGGCUGAGUAGCAUCUAG